AUGAAGGCCUCAGCUUCACCACCUCCCAGCAGUGACAGUCAACCAAGACUACAAGACUAUUUACCAGUGAUCGCCCUCCCGUUUCUACCCAUCCUAGCAUUCACAGCACCUCCCUUCCACGGCCGGGGGCUUGUCUUCGCCGGCCUGAUCAUCACCACCUACUCCCUGAGCCUAGCAUCCCCCUGGCCCGCAAACGUUGGGCCGACAAGGCAGUCACGGUACGGCAUCGCCAGCGCAUGGCUGCUGGUGCUCCCCACGCUCGAGAGACUGCUUCUCCAUGUCCCCGAGCGAGAUUUCUGGCGAGUCGACGACGUCAACGGUAAGGAUGGCCCAAGCGGCAGGCACGAUGAAGCGGCCAAGGCCCCUCCGCCGCCACCAGCAGCCUGGACAUGGCGCAAGCUCUGUUGGGCGACGGCACUCGCAAGCAGUCCGCGCGGCGUGGGCUGGAAUAUCGCGAGUCGCCGCGUGAGCAGCGCGCACGAGGCAAUGGCUCGACAGCGGAUCGGGAGGUCGGCGUUCGUGCGCGCCUGUUUGGGCAGAGCGGCGUGUGCAUACCUUGCGCUUGAUGCUGCUCUUGUCGUUGGUCGCGACUUGCCUGUUCCUGCGGCCUGGCUGUGGAAUUGGGGGACGGUGAGAGAGGUCGUGGCUGCGGAGGGGUUGAUGCUUGUGUGCACGUAUGCCAGUAUGGCGCUACAGUUCGAGGUUCUCGCGGCUGUUUUGGUGGGGAUAGGCUUGAGCAGGCCUGAGGACUGGCCACCCCUAUUCGGCAGCCUUGCGGACUGCUACACCGUGUCCAACGUCUGGGAAAAGUUCUGGCACACUUAUAUUCGUCUUCCGGUGCUGGGCCUCGGCCACUUUGCCAUCCGCCAACUACGCCUUCCAGCCAGAUCCCUAAUAGCCAACCUAGUUAUUCUCAUCGUCGCAUUUGGCAUCAGCGACUUCGUCCACAUCACGAGCCUUGCGGUGAUCCGUGACGAGGCUCUGUCACUGCAGGAGCUUAUACUCGACAUGUCGGGCUUCUUCAUGAUGCAGCCAGUGGCAGCUGUCGCUGAAGCCCUGACAAUCCAGUGGUAUCACAAAUUCACUUCUUCCACCAGACUGGAAGCCACGAGGGAAGCCUCCGCCUCCCGCGGAACACUUCGUAUUGGGAGAGAAGAUUCACACCCUAGAGGAAAGCUAGCUCCAACCAUUCCGCGGAUCAUCGGCUACCUGUGGGUCUUGUGCUGGUUUUCCGUCACUGGCUGGGGCUUUGUCAAGGCCUACAUCGCUGUGGGUGUCAGGGACUGGCAGGUUCCGCUUUCUUUCUGGCAGGUACUCAUGCGCCAGAGUUGGUACAAACGAUGA
Exophiala aquamarina CBS 119918 is the source of this 1344-nucleotide messenger RNA. RefSeq lists its product as uncharacterized. NCBI's taxonomy places the organism in Eukaryota, Fungi, Ascomycota, Eurotiomycetes, Chaetothyriales, Herpotrichiellaceae. Bases 1 to 1344 code for a protein of 447 amino acids. The transcript has 3 exons. The record is from RefSeq and is a predicted model, not a curated record.